This is a messenger RNA of Torulaspora delbrueckii, 1659 nucleotides long. RefSeq names its product Smc5-Smc6 complex subunit NSE5 (gene NSE5). The transcript has a single exon. Bases 1 to 1659 code for a protein of 552 amino acids. The record is from RefSeq and is a predicted model, not a curated record. Lineage: Eukaryota; Fungi; Ascomycota; Saccharomycetes; Saccharomycetales; Saccharomycetaceae.
AUGGCACCUGGAAUUGCCAAUCACACUAGUAUAGGGGAAAAUGACGACGAAAGGCUUCCUUAUUAUGUUGAUGUCAGCGAUGAUACUUUGUUUACCUUUGAAGUUUUAAAUUCAAUGUGUAUGUUGGACAACUACGACCACUUGCUGUUUACUUUAGAAUGUCAGUCAGUGGAUGAAGAGAAGUUUGCGAUCCCCCCUUUCGAUGUUCUGCUUGUUCUGAUGACGCUGACUACAGUUUCCGAUCAUUACAAAGAACCUAUAUUGAGACAAAAUGAUCCCUAUAAUACUUCUAGGGGGAAGCUAUCUCGCAGGGCAUUUAAGAUAUUACGUUUUUACGUGAAAAUGUUGCAGAAGUACGAUCUGAAUGGGGGACAGCGCCCCGAUAUUGAGCUUCUAAGAUGUCAGUUCUUUCUGAUUAUCGAUUCCCUUUCUUCUAACGCUAGAUGGGCACGUCCCCAUCGAAGAAAACGUAGGAAAACCGAAAAUGGAGUAAUUUACAACUUUGAUGUGGCCGAGGCUGAAGACUCUGAGUUAGGAAACAUUAUUGCUAACCCAUAUCCUUAUGUCAGCUGCUUAGAGCAGAAAAAAAGCAUAUUGGGGAACGACUUGUUAAGCAUUAAGUUGAAGCAACCGGGUUCAUUCAUCAACAUGAUACUUUGGACCUUGUCAAACUCAUUGCAAGAAGAUAAUGUGCUGUAUAUCGACAAUCAUGAGGUAUGGAUGCCUCUCUUAGAGUUAAUCGUUGAUCUUUUCGUUCUGCGACACGACUUCUUCAUAAAACAUGAAUUGAAAUCAGCUAUAGAUGACUACCACAUGGUUCAGUUGCUGUCUGAGAGUCCAUUGGCAAAUUUUCUACAUCUGAUCGACUCCUCUCAAUCCGGGAUCUCGUUUUGCCAAUGUAUCUUCCUGUCCUGUGAUUACAAAUUUGAUGAUUUGGACGUCAGUAUAGAACUUCAUCCUGUUUAUUACGGUGAGAAUACUUUGAGCAAGACUUACAUCCCAAGGACGUCUUUCAGUAAAGUCUACAAGCUGAAAAGGUCUAUGUCACUGCGACGUAAAAUAAUAGGAACCUACUGCAAAUUGCUCACUGAAGUACCUACGGGGCAUCAGCUAAUUAAACCGAAGCCUAGUGCAGAUGAGCUAAUAAAAAACCUAUCUUACUCGUUGGCUAAAUUUAAUGAUAUUGAUGAAUUCGAAGCUUUCUUUCUGACUGGUGACCUCACAGUUGCAUCAUACUUCGUACCACUAAUUGCGGAGGAUACGCUUUGUCAUCUGUUUUCUAAUUUCAAAAAGUCUAUCGAGCGAUUGGAUAUUAAACAUGUGGCGCUUACUUUAGUUGAGAAUCUGGAUAACAUCGGAGCAUUUCUGUAUGAGUGUACAUGUUUUUUUGAUAAAGGCUUCUUUGUUCCACCUGAGAGACAAAUAAAAAGCAUAGAACUCGUUGAAAUUAACAAAGCCGAUAUUUGCAUGCUUGCCUUGUUCCAGUAUAUCAAAUUUCUCGAAGGCGGGGAGGUGAUAAAAUCAAAUUCUAAAUUCCACGACUUCAUUAAUGCAGUCAAUGGGAAUGACAGGAGAAGGAAAAGAAUUCUUUCAAGAAACGCGCCAGAUUCAAAUCUUCCCCCGUUAAUGCCUCUUCUUUUGAAAUUAUUGAAGUCAUGA